UUGAGUUAAAGUAAACGUGGGUGAGGGAGGGCGAAAAGUGAGCACAAGAAACCACUCGGUUCCUCUGAGAAGUCUCUUACGAUAACGUAAACCUUCCCCUUCAUCCCCUUAUAGAACAGCUAAAGCGCAUCGCCGCCCGCCGUGGGGAGGAGCGGGGUGACCCCGGGCAACAGCCCGCCAUGCCGCCAUGGACUCCGCCGCCCGCUGCCGGGGGCCCCCGGGGGACAGCUACAACCAGGGGUAUGAAAACCCCUGGACCAUCCCAAACAUACUGUCAAUGGCAAGAAUGGGUUUGGCGCCAGUUUUGGGCUAUUUGAUCGUUGAAGAAAACUUCAAUGUGGCACUGGGUGUCUUUGUUUUGGCUGGCGUUACGGAUUUGUUGGAUGGAUUUAUUGCACGGAACUGGGCUAAUCAGAAAUCAGCUUUGGGAAGUGCUCUUGAUCCUCUGGCUGAUAAAAUUCUCAUCAGUGUGCUCUACGUAAGCCUGACCUGUACAAAUCUUAUCCCAGUUCCCCUUACUUCCAUGAUUAUUCUGAGGGAUGUAGCGCUCAUUGCUGCUGUUUUUUAUGUGCGAUACAAAACUCUUUCUCCACCGAGAACACUCAGUAGGUAUUUUAACCCCUGUUAUGCUACUGCCCAAUUAAAACCAACAUUCAUUAGUAAGAUGAACACAAUGGUUCAGCUAAUUUUGGUGGCAGCUUCUUUAGCAGCUCCUGUUUUCAAUUACGUGGACAGCAUAUAUCUACAGACAUUAUGGUGCAUCACGGCUUUCACGACGGUAACAUCUGCAUACAGUUAUUACCACUAUGGCCGAAAAACGGUUCAGGUGAUAAAUAACAAAUGAAGUUCUCCUGAAAGGACAGGCUCUUGGCACCACUGGGUGCUGUACUGCCAAAGGGGGUUAUAUUGCUACUGAAUUUUGGAUCAAGAACUCUUUUUUUUCUGCUUAAAACCAUGGCAUCACAAUGGAGUGAAGAUUUAACAUGUACUGUAUAUAUAUAGAUAGACUUUUCAAUGUGUUUUUUAUUUGUUUAAAAAUAGGGUUGUUUACAAAACAAAUAAAUAAUAUCCUUAAAGACACAGGUUGCUGAUCGAUGCCACGUGCAUUCUGAAUAAUUUUAUAUUCUUUUUGAAGUCAAAAUAUGCACCUUUCACCAGCUUUCUUGCCAUCUUCACACAAGACACUGAGUAGGCCGAGAUCUGAGAAGAAAAAGCAAUUAAAAGAACAGAUUUGUCUUUGUACCUCAGCCUAAGUCACUAAACCAGCAUUGCUCAUUAUGAUGUCCAUCAGCCUGAAGCAGAGGAAGGUGUCUCAUCGGGAACAGUAUCUUCAGAGAUCUAAACCAGAAGGAUAGAAAUCUUUUCCUUCGUGUUCCGUGGUGAUAUGGAUAAGCCAUGAAGAGUUACUACCCUGCCCCCUUUUUCAGUACGUGCAACCGUGAACUGUAUUCACCAGAGAAGAGCAUUGCCCCCAGAAAGGUUGGCUGUGCAGUGAGUACUCUGUACCCAAAUGGAGUUAGUUUCUCAUGUUAUGUAUUAAUUUCUAGCGAUUGAAAGGAACUCCUGUAUCUCCAUAUUCUUUAAAGCUUUUAACUAUGCUAUUUAGUCUAAAUACUGCUGUAGGAAAGAGACAUUUUAAGUGUUGUCCAAAUUAACGGAGAGAGUGGAGAAUGGAGAAACUGUUAGCUGCACAUACUGUUACAUCUUUAAUUUUCCUGUUCCUCUAGCUUCAAGAUUCCCUCAGGCCAGGGGACAGCUUGCACGUGUACUUUGCCUAUUCUCUACUUACAAAAAGAUACAGAAUAAAGAACUAGGCAGAACAGAUCAUGUUGAUCAUAAACCUAUGUUUUAUAUUUUUGAGCAAUGUGAUAUUUCUUGUAUGUCAAAAAAGUGUAACUAUGAAGGGCUUAAAUAACUGAAAUCAGGUGGUGAUACCACUGAUAAAUCAUACUAGAAGACAAUUUGCUGUAGACUUGAAAGCACACAGUCUCUUUUGUGACUGCACAUGCUUGUAUAUACAAAGCAUUUUAAUAUUUUUUAUAUUUAAACUUGUAUAGAAUGGUGCACAGAGAAAACACUUGAUAUUUGUUAGUACCUUUUUCUUAACUGUCCCAUGUUUUGUGGCCAACCCUGCCUCUUAACAGCAAAAGGAUAGAGAGCAAAGCUGAUGGAAGCUUCCUUAAACUGAGUGUUCAGUAAAAUAGAGUACUUGAAGAAUCAGCAUAGAAAAAAAUGCAUUCUACCCAGUCAUGUCAUUCCUGUUUGGUUCUGGUUAAUGGGAUUGGGGUUUAAUUGGGGUUUUUGUUGUGUUGAGGUAUUUUUUUCCUGUUUUAAUCACAGAUACCUUUGGAACAUUACCUGGCAUUGUCAGGGAAUGGAAUACUGGUCGGUGGAGGCUCUCUGUUGGUGUGUGUUAUUACACCUUGUUGAAAUAAGUUCCAUGUACUCGGUGAGACGUGCCUAAAUACUAGUGUUAAAUAAAAUUAGUCUGGAUGGCGGA
Pezoporus occidentalis (night parrot) is the source of this 2500-nucleotide messenger RNA. RefSeq names its product cardiolipin synthase 1 (gene CRLS1). NCBI's taxonomy places the organism in Eukaryota, Metazoa, Chordata, Aves, Psittaciformes, Psittacidae. The coding region runs from base 188 to 844 and encodes 218 amino acids. Gene Ontology annotation, molecular function: cardiolipin synthase (CMP-forming) activity; CDP-diacylglycerol-glycerol-3-phosphate 3-phosphatidyltransferase activity. The transcript is spliced from 7 exons. Gene Ontology annotation, cellular component: mitochondrion; membrane. The record is from RefSeq and is a predicted model, not a curated record. Gene Ontology annotation, biological process: cardiolipin biosynthetic process.